This is a messenger RNA of Rotaria sp. Silwood1, 516 nucleotides long. The record is from the annotation of a GenBank genome assembly. Lineage: Eukaryota; Metazoa; Rotifera; Eurotatoria; Philodinida; Philodinidae.
AUGCGUGUAAAAGAAUUUUCUGAAGAAUUAUGGCAAAUUUUAAAUAUAAAUAGAAUAGAAAAAGAAUUACCACAGAUAUAUGAAAAUAAAGGAAAAUAUGCGAAAAUUGAAUUUAAUGGUAGUGGUCAUGAAACAAAAGAUCUUAAAACAUUUUUAAUAGAAUUAAAAGAUAAUAUUAGUCAACAAAAUCAAUAUUUUUAUCAAACAGAUUUACCAUUUACUAUUAAAGAAGAAGAAGGAAAUAAUAUUCGAAUUUAUCAAAAAGAAAAAAAUAUUUUAAAGUCUGGUGGACUUGCCAAAUAUAAAUAUGGAGAUGUUAAAAGAAAUAUUGAAAGAAUUUUAAAUAAAAUUUUAAAAAAUAUUCAAUUUGAAAAUGAUAAAGAAUUAAUUUUGUCGAAAAUUUUGUCUUUACAAGGAGAUAUUCGUUCAUUUAGAAAAGGUUUAAAAACUAAUUUAAAAGAUUUUAUAGAUCUUCAAGAUCAAGAAAAUGUUCCAAGUGAAUUAAGAUUUUUUUGA